CUGGCAUUGGCCUGUGGACAAAAACAGGGCUCACUGCGUCAGUCCUGGCUAUAAGUUCACGCUACUUUUGUGUUGAACAAAGUAAACCAGAACACACAUCGUCGGCCCUUGAACAAGUAGCCCACCCACACACCCACAGAUACAUGUCUGCGAGAACCGGCCGCACCGAAUGAAAGAUGGUCACAGUGAUGACCGACAGUGGGAGCAACAUGGUGGCAGCAUUUAAACACAGCACACCAGAGGGAGAAGAAACCACCUCUGAGGAUUCAGAAGACCCCGAAACAGAUGAUGACUUGCGGUCGACAUGGAUAUGGAACGGACACCGUGUGUCGCGCACACCCUACAGCUCGUCAUCCACAUGAUGCAGAAGGAAUCAAGUGUCGAGAGUCCUUGAUAAAGAAGGUCAGUGGUGAAGCUCUUUCGCUACUGGAUGAAUGUGGCCUUAUUGUUGUAACUGACUGCCCCACACGCUGGUCAAGCAGCUUCAACAUGAUUUCACGACUCCUCAAAGUGAAAGACUCGGUCUGCCAAAUUGCAAACAUGGGAUGGGACAGCUUGCUGUCUAGUGAGUGGCAAAAGCUGAAGUCAUUGCAUGAACUACUGCUGCCUUUUGCAGAACAUACUCAAGCCCUUCAGAGUGACACCAUGUCCCUGGUGGUCCCUGCGCUCUUUGAUCUGCUCAACCGUCUUUCUGACUUUGAAGAGAGCGCUAGCCAUCGAGACCUUGCCACUCUUGCAAGGAAAAUGAAAGGAAGUGUGAGCCAGCGUUUUGCUUGGAUAUUGGAUCCAGCUGAUGAAACGUUCUCACCACUUGUAGCAGCUGCCUGCUUCGUCAACCCUACUGUGUGUGAAACUCUUGUUGAUGUGGCUGAUGAAAAUAUACAGGAACUACUGAAACAGGCAGAGGAGAACGUGAUCCAGUUCACACAGUCACAUUCACAACAUGAGGAUCAGUCCAGAGAUGAUGGAGAGGAGAACAGGAGGCUACCAGAGGAAGCAGAAGCAGCACCAUCCACAUCAAAGCAGCCCGUCUUCAGGUUUCUUUCAAAAUGCUUUUGCAGAGAGGCUAUUCAGUGUUUUGGUGACCUCACCAGAGGCCGGCGCAAUAGAGCAAGGGUAACAUUAGCACAAAGUGCUUUCCUUAAAAUUACUAGAACCAAAUAA
Molecule: messenger RNA, 1164 nt
Organism: Pygocentrus nattereri (red-bellied piranha)
Lineage: Eukaryota; Metazoa; Chordata; Actinopteri; Characiformes; Serrasalmidae
Exons: 2
Coding region: 286-1164 (292 amino acids)
Source: RefSeq, a predicted model, not a curated record